AUGCGGGCCACAUCUCACCUCUUCCAGUACCUCUACAAGUACAUCCAUAAAGGUCCCGACUACGCGAAGGCCGAAGUACUGGCACCCGGCGAACCUCGUCCGCCUGUGAAUGAGAUAGACGACUACUUCAACUCGCGCUACCUCACAGCUUUGGUGGCAACCUGGCGCAUACUGGGCUACCACAUUACCCACAAGGAGCCUGCCGUGACUGGUCUGCCCGUGCAUCUUCCAUCCGACACGUCCCGUCGUGCGUACGCCACACGACGUGGAGUACCCGCCCGCUCUUCGUCCACACUAGACCAUUACUUCGUUCGCCCGCGGGGCACGUUUGUCUAUCGUGGUGCCGUCAGAAACUUUGCCGACUUGACCUAUGCCGAGUACUGGUCAAUCUUCUACACGACAAAGUUCAAGGACGACAAUGUGGCAAAGCCGCGCUUCUUUUCUGAGUAUGGGACUAUUGCUGGCCGACCACUCAUGCAUGUCGUUCAACGCAAAGACGAAGCCGUGCACGUAACACGCCUGCAUGCCGCCCGAGUCUCCGAGGGUGAACGAUUCUACCUGCGACGAAUGUUACAGCUAUUCCCGGCCUUUUCCUUCGACGAGCUCCGCAUUGUCAAUCGCGUGUCAUGCACUACCUAUCAGGAAGCAGGGCGUGCGACUGGCAUGUUUGAGGACGAACACGAAGCCAAGUAUGCGAUGGCCGAGGCCGUAGCUGCGCUGAAAACACCAGCUCAGCUUCGCUUCCUCUUCCUCGACCUCCUCGUCAACGACUGUAUGCCUUCUCCGAUUGCAAUAUGGAAUCGUUUCAGUGCACAGCUUUCGCGUGACCACGUUAUCUGGCAGCAGAACGACAUUUUAGGCAUUAACGCGGCCCUUCAAGACCUCGCACGCGACGCGACCCGCCGGUACCGGACCUUCAAUGGCGAACAGCGUGCUAUCUUCGACGAAGUGGCUGCUGCGUUUCAUAACGACACACCCCUGUGUAUCUUCAUUGACGGCAAGGCCGGUCGCGGCAAGACCUUCUUGCUCGAGGCCAUUAUUGAGUACGUGCGCAGCCACAACCAAAUCGCCAUUGCGACUGCAUCGACUGCUCAUGCUGCUCUCCUCUACCCUGGUGGACAGACAAUGCACUCUAUGUUCAAGAUCCCCGUCGUCCAGAACAACGAGUUCGUCGAGAGUGACAUCACCGGCGCGGACCAUCCACAAGGGGAACUUAUACAGGCCUCGCGGGUCGUCGUGGUUGACGAGGUACCAACGGCAAACCGCGCUCCGCUGUCCUGUACAGAAGCAGUCCGUCGCAUCGUCAUAGACAGGCCGAACGUCCCUUUCGGCGGAAAGAUCGUGCUAUGGAGCGGCGACUUUAGACAAACUUGCCCAGUCGUUCCGAGUGGUUCACGCCGCGAUAUCGUCGAGGCUUCCAUCCGCUCUUCACCACUGUGGAACUUAUUCUCCUUCGCAGCUUACGUGGACGCUCUUGGUGAUGGUGCAGGGCCCGAUGUACCAAUCCUGAUGCUACCCAUUGCACAUACUGAGGACGACCUCAUCAACUUCACGUUUCCCUCCGACAUCAUCAGAGACCCAGUCGCGUGCCACCGCAGAGCGAUCCUGGCACCUACGAAUAAGCAAGUGAGCAAAUACAAUGCUGCCGUUCUUAGGCGUGUACCCGGAGAUGCGCGAACGUACCUGUCGACAGACUCCAUCAAGGAGAUUGAAGACGUCGAACUUCUUGAUAUUGACCCGGAAGACCUCCUUGCCGCAAACCGCGAGCGCUUCAUCCACGGAAUGGCACCCCAUAGGUUGAAUGUGAAACCGGGCUGCAGUUGUCGGCUGCUGCGUAACAUGUCCAUAUCACGGGCACUCGUGCGCAAUGUCCGCGUCGUAAUCGUCGACGUCGGGGAUCGUAUUCUGACGGUUCGACGGAUCCGCGAACUUCCGGAUGGCCGCGGCAUCAUCGACGGCGAAGACGUACUUCUUCCUCGCAUACCGUUCCUGCAUGUCCUUCCUUCCGGCCACACUCUCAUCCGCAAACAAUUCCCGAUUGAUCUUGCGUACAGCACAACUUUUAACAGCUGUCAGGGUUUGACUCUCGACCGUGUCGCCGUUGAUCUCACCACACCUGUCUUCUCCCACGGACAGUUGUACACGGCGCUAUCACGCAUUUGCCGUCGCGAGCACGUUUACACACUAUGCAAAUUGACCAUCGACCGACGAACUUCCCCGCGGCGCAGCUGCGACAAACCUUGUAUGUCAGACCGAAAGAGCCUGACCAAGAAAGGCGCUACGGAUGCGCUGAACAAGGUCGUACAUCGGUCGCUGCUGGACUACCGCAAGUCACAGAUCAACGUGUCCUCGCGCCUCUACCUGCUGCGGAAUAUGCUGGCACCGCAGGAAGACGCGCCACCGGGCGUGGUCCCAAUGAUGCUGCGAAAUUACCUCAAAGUGCUCAACCACAAGGCACGAAAGGCUCUCGCGCAGCUGGUUGCUAGCGACUACCCGCUCGCCUUGGAGCGCCUGCGCCACGGAGACGCCAGUUUCCGCAACGACGUCAAGAGGCACGCAGAUACCCAAAAUCUUCGCCGGUGCCGUUUCUGCGAAGAAUCCGUCGAGUCGCCAGAGCACGCCCUGCUCAUCUGCGCGAGAUCCGACGCUCUUCUCACCGCACGCGUCGCGUUCCUCGUCCUCGUCACGGGGAUUUGA
This is a messenger RNA of Peniophora sp. CBMAI 1063, 2697 nucleotides long. Lineage: Eukaryota; Fungi; Basidiomycota; Agaricomycetes; Russulales; Peniophoraceae. The record is from the annotation of a GenBank genome assembly.